Erinaceus europaeus (western European hedgehog) is the source of this 5709-nucleotide messenger RNA. It is a transcript of the gene PCSK5, whose product is annotated as proprotein convertase subtilisin/kexin type 5. Gene Ontology annotation, cellular component: trans-Golgi network; Golgi membrane. The transcript has 21 exons. Lineage: Eukaryota; Metazoa; Chordata; Mammalia; Eulipotyphla; Erinaceidae. Gene Ontology annotation, molecular function: serine-type endopeptidase activity. The coding region runs from base 510 to 3251 and encodes 913 amino acids. Gene Ontology annotation, biological process: peptide hormone processing. The record is from RefSeq and is a predicted model, not a curated record.
AUGCGGAGCAGGCGCUGCCGCCUCUGCCACUCACACUCCCCGCGCGCUGCCUGGAGCUGGAGGGGGUGCUGGGAACCAGCUGAGCAGCGCUGGGAACUGGGGCCAGCAGAGGGGGCGCCCGGCUGCUCGCUCCCGUUGCCUUCGCGGCACUCGGGCCCCGCAGCAGCGAGAGCCAGUCGGAGUGUCUGAACCCGAGGCGGGCGAGAAUCGGCUGCUGGAGGGCGCCCUGGGCAUUCAGCCGCCCGCUGCGCUCCAGCGCGGUAGCGCUCGCCGCCUGCCCCGCGGGCCGGAGAGCUGCGAACUGAGGUCGCCCCCGCGCCGGGGAUGGUCUAGGAGCCCGCGCUAAGCUCGCCGCUCCGCUCGCCGCCUCCUGCGGAUCAACCUCGGGCUUCGAGUCGCGGUCACCGAGGCUGCGCACCCGGACCGCCCAGGCCGGAGAAGUUAGUUUGUGUUCAGCGCAGUGCGAGGAGAGACUAAGCGGGCGAGAGAGGCAGCCAAGCGCCGGGGCCAUGGGUUGGGGGAGCCGCUGCUGCUGCCCGGGACGGCUGGACCUGCUGUGCGUGUUGGCGCUGCUCGGGGGCUGCCUGCUCCCUGUGUGCAGGACGCGCGUCUACACCAACCAUUGGGCAGUCAAAAUAACCGGCGGUUUCCCGGAGGCCAACCGCAUAGCCAGCAAGUACGGAUUUAUCAACAUAGGACAGAUUGGAGCCUUGAAAGACUACUACCACUUUUACCACAGCAGAACGAUUAAAAGGUCAGUUCUCUCAAGCAGAGGAACCCACAGUUUCAUUUCAAUGGAGCCAAAGGUGGAGUGGAUCCAACAACAGGUGGUGAAAAAACGGAUUAAGCGGGAUUAUGACUUUAGUCCUGCCCAGUCUACUUAUUUCAAUGAUCCCAAGUGGCCGAGCAUGUGGUAUAUGCAUUGCAGUGAUAACACACAUCCCUGCCAGUCAGACAUGAAUAUUGAAGGAGCCUGGAAGAGAGGCUACACGGGAAAGAACAUCGUGGUCACCAUCCUGGAUGACGGCAUUGAGAGAACCCACCCAGACCUGAUGCAGAACUACGAUGCCUUGGCAAGUUGUGAUGUGAAUGGGAAUGACUUGGAUCCAAUGCCUCGUUAUGAUGCAAGCAAUGAGAACAAGCAUGGGACCCGCUGUGCUGGAGAAGUGGCAGCUGCAGCAAACAACUCGCACUGCACAGUUGGAAUUGCUUUCAAUGCCAAGAUUGGAGGAGUCCGAAUGCUGGAUGGAGAUGUCACUGAUAUGGUUGAAGCCAAAUCAGUCAGCUUCAACCCCCAGCAUGUGCACAUUUACAGUGCCAGCUGGGGCCCUGAUGAUGAUGGCAAGACUGUGGAUGGACCAGCUCCGCUCACCCGACAGGCCUUUGAAAAUGGCGUGAGAAUGGGACGGAGAGGCCUUGGCUCCGUUUUUGUCUGGGCCUCAGGGAAUGGUGGAAGGAGCAAAGACCACUGCUCCUGUGACGGCUACACCAACAGCAUCUACACCAUCUCCAUCAGCAGCACAGCUGAAAGUGGGAAGAAGCCUUGGUACCUGGAGGAGUGCUCAUCCACACUGGCUACCACCUACAGCAGUGGAGAAUCCUAUGAUAAAAAAAUAAUCACCACAGACCUGAGGCAGCGCUGCACAGACAACCACACCGGGACAUCGGCCUCAGCUCCCAUGGCUGCAGGCAUCAUCGCACUGGCCCUCGAAGCCAAUCCGUUUCUGACCUGGAGAGACGUGCAGCAUGUUAUUGUCAGGACUUCCCGUGCAGGACAUUUGAACGCUAAUGACUGGAAAACCAAUGCUGCUGGUUUUAAGGUGAGCCAUCUCUAUGGAUUUGGACUGAUGGAUGCAGAAGCCAUGGUGAUGGAAGCAGAGAAAUGGACCACAGUUCCUCAGCAGCACGUGUGUGUGGAGAGCACCGACCGUCAAAUCAAGACUAUUCGCCCUAACAGUGUGGUGCGUUCCAUCUACAAAGCUUCCGGCUGCUCCAGUAACCCCAAUCGCCAUGUCAAUUACCUGGAACAUGUGGUUGUACGCAUAACCAUCACCCACCCCCGGAGGGGAGACCUGGCCAUCUACCUGACCUCACCCUCUGGAACCAGGUCCCAGCUUCUGGCCAACAGGCUUUUUGAUCAUUCCAUGGAAGGAUUUAAAAACUGGGAGUUCAUGACCAUUCACUGCUGGGGAGAGCGAGCAGCUGGUGAUUGGAUCCUUGAAGUUUAUGAUACCCCCUCUCAACUCAGGAAUUUCAAGACACCAGGUAAACUGAAGGAAUGGUCCUUGGUCCUUUAUGGUACCGCUGUGCAGCCAUACUCACCAACCAAUGAGUUUCCAAAAGUGGAACGUUUCCGCUACAGCCGUGUCGAAGACCCCACUGAUGACUAUGGUACAGAAGAGUAUUCAGGUCCCUGUGACCCCGAGUGCAGUGAGGUUGGCUGUGAUGGACCAGGACCGGACCACUGCAGUGACUGUUUGCACUACUAUUACAAGCUGCGAAACAACACCAGGAUAUGCGUCUCCAGCUGUCCCCCUGGCCACUACCAUGCUGACAAGAAGCGCUGCAGAAAAUGUGCCCCUAACUGUGAGUCCUGCUUUGGAAGCCAUGGUGACCAGUGCCUGUCCUGUAAAUAUGGCCACUUCCUGAAUGAAGACAACAACAGCUGUGUCACCGACUGCCCCCUUGGAUCAUACCCGGACAUCAAAAAAGCUCUUUGCCGGCAAUGCAAUGAAAGCUGUAAGGCAUGUAAUGACUUCCACAACUGUACUGAAUGUAAGGAUGGGUUCAGCCUGCAGGGAACCCAGUGUCACAUCAGCUGUGAGGAUGGAUGGUACUUCAAUGGGCAUGGCUGUCAGCCCUGUCACCGCUUCUGCGCUGCUUGUGCUGGAGCAGGCAUUAAUGGGUGCAUCAACUGCACAGAGGGCUACUUCAUGGAAGAUGGGAGAUGUGUGCAGAGCUGCAGCAUCAACUACUACUUUGACCAUUCUUCAGAGAACGGCUACAAAUUCUGCAAAAAAUGUGAUGCUAGCUGUCUGACGUGCAAUGGCCCUGGGUUCAAGAACUGUACGAGCUGCCCCAGUGGGUAUAUCUUAGAUUUAGGAACCUGUCAACUAGGAGUUAUCUGCAAGGAUGCAACGGAAGAGUCCUGGGCCGAAGGAGGCUUCUGUAUGCUAGUGAAAAAGAAUAAUCUGUGCCAACGGAAGGUUCUUCAACAACUUUGCUGCAAAACAUGUACAUUCCAGGGCUGAGCUGCCAUCCUAGAUUUCUUUGUUCCUGUAGACUUGUAGGUUACUCCAUAUUAUUAUUAUUAAAAAGAAAAAAACAAGCGAAAAAAAAAAAAAAAGCAAACCACCAUUCUCUUUUUUGCUCUCUCAAAAAAAAAUUUGUGCAGGGAGAUGGCGAACUGUUUUGUCAGAACUUAAAUGGAAGGGGAAAAAAAUCAACCUACAACAAGGCUACCUUUUAUAACUGGGUGUUUAGUGCUAAACAGCCAGAACCACAGAGACAGUAUUGUAUGACCAAAGCAUUUGAUGCCAAAAUUUGACGUUAAAGUAAUGAUUUGAUUUCCUGCCCUGGUUUGGAAGGUCCAUUUUUUCCUUUUGCAUUUACUUGCUUGUUUCCCCGUUGAGAUGCCUAUAAAUAUCUUUUGAAAACAUCACAAGAACAGAGUAAAAUGAAACAGAAAGCUCUUGCAUACAUCAUUUUUCAUGCUUGAGUUCCACUAUUUAGGGGAAAAUGGCAACAAACUGGACCUGAGGGCAUUGAGACCAUCCCACAGAGUUGUGUUCAGUGUCACUUGUCUUAGUUUUUCACAGUUAAGUAUUGAAACUUUCCACACACAAUUUCCUCCAUGCAUUAUGUGCUAGCUUGGGCAUUAUACUCACUUGAGAAGUCUGUUCCACUGGUUUCAUCAGAUAGACUUGCUGCUACUGGCUUUCCAUUGUAGAGUGAUGAAUUUCACACACAGCUGGCCAAACAGGAUUGAUCUGCAUAGUCAAAUUGGUGGUAGACAGAGCAUUAACAUACAAAACAGUUGAAACUGCCUCCCCCCACUUUGUAGCCCCUGCACAAUCUCUUGGUGCUAUCUAGCCACUAUGCCCAUAGCAGUUUUCAAAGGCCAUCAAGUUUCAUUCCUUGUGAUGAAAAGCAUUUUGUACAGGAUGCAGGAAAUCUCUUCCUGGAGUUAAAAAGUUUCUAAGAGGUCCCAUAUUUUUUAAGAAAUAGAAUUUAUUUAAAUAAUAUUUAAGCUCGUGCCCUAAGGGGACAAGCAACCUUUUUUCAAUGGUGCUUAUUAGAAGUUCUUUUCACAUUUUACAGAAAUAAAACUGGAGAUUAAAUAUGGGUGGCAUAAUUGGCCCCUCCUGGUUCUGAUAUUUUCUCACUCUACUGUCCCUCUAUAAUUGUGCUAUGAUCCUCCUGCCUACUGAAUUGUCACUAAGACAUCUAUUUCUUGGAAAAAUCUUAACUGGUUUUCUAUAAUUCCCUAAACACAUCCUAGUAUGGAGCAGACUGAAUUCAUUUGAAAGCUGUUUUGGAUCAGUGGUCGGCUUUUUCUUUUAUUUUUCUUUUCUUUUUUUUCUUUUUUUUACCAACUCAGUGUCUCUGCUUAGGGGAAGGUAGACUGAUCAAGUUACUUUGUGUUUUAUAUCACAACUCUACCUGGUGACCUCAUUUCUUUGGGAGUGACCAGCCAUCUGAAAGGCUUUGUGCUUCUGAGAGCCUCACUUCCAAAAGCUUACUGACUUCACACCUGAGAAAAAGAAUAUCAACACAGCUUAUCCUGGGAAUUGGACCCAAAGGUUUCUAAUCCAAGCAGCAAGCUAGAAAAAACCCUAACCUUGAAAACACUUUUCUGCAGCAAAGUUACCAACCAGCCCAAGUUGAAUAAUAAGUAUGAGUCUUAUCUCCUUGGUAACAGCAUUGUAGAACUACAGGGUCACAGAAGGAUUCAUACAUAACUGGCAGUCUACUGGUUUUGCUGAGUAUUUUUACUCUUCAUAACACUGUAGACCUUUCUGAUAGCCCUCAAAGUGAAUUAAUCCUGGAUACAGUGUAUUGUCUUACAUUUAAAGGCACAGUCUUUAAAUGGAUAAAUGCAAGCACAAGCCUAAAGCAGAUGGUGAAACCAGACCUGCCCACAAAGAUUCAUUUCACUGAACCAGCCCAUAAUAUUUGAGGCACAACAGACUGUGAUAGGAAAGACAAAAAUAAUGUCUGUGUCCUUAGACACAUGCCCUUCAUUAGGACAGCCAAAUUCCUUGGGGUCCACCAAUGUGCGUUCCAUUUCUCACUGACUGUGCAGGCACACUUAAUGGAAAUACUGGUUUAACUACUAGUGUGUUACUGCCUCAUUUAUCUACAGAAUAUUAACUAGAACAUAAUGCUUUCAAAGUUUAAGUUAAUGUUAUAUAUAUAUUAUGUAUAAAUAUAUAUAUUCAUAAUGAGAUAUGUAAUGGAUAGUACAAAGUUUAGAGACUUAAUAGAUGCUCUAACCUUCUAGAGUCAAACGUCCUAUCUUCUGUUACCUUAAAAUUAAUGAUCCAUUGUUAAAUCCAAAUCCACUUUUACUGAAAAAUACUGUACAUGUGUAAAAUGUUCAGUUGUUUUUUUGUAAAAUAUAGUAGAAUGGUUGUAAUUGAUACUGGCCAAAAUCAAUGUUAUUUCACAUUUUAUUUUUUCUAUUAAAUUAACCUAAGUUCCUGUUUA